This is a messenger RNA of Pongo pygmaeus (Bornean orangutan), 813 nucleotides long. It is a transcript of the gene RPL17, whose product is annotated as ribosomal protein L17. The transcript is spliced from 7 exons. Gene Ontology annotation, molecular function: structural constituent of ribosome. Gene Ontology annotation, cellular component: cytosolic large ribosomal subunit; ribosome. Bases 149 to 775 code for a protein of 208 amino acids. Gene Ontology annotation, biological process: cytoplasmic translation. NCBI's taxonomy places the organism in Eukaryota, Metazoa, Chordata, Mammalia, Primates, Hominidae. The record is from RefSeq and is a predicted model, not a curated record.
UCCUGAGGUGAGUGUUUCUCCUGCGUUGCUCCGAGGGCUGAAUCCUCCUGCCAUCGCCGCCAUCCUGGCUUCGGGGGCGCUGGCCUCCAGGCCCCCGGGAGGAGAACUCCUAGGGCUACUAAAUUCUCGCUGGAGGCGGUGGUUUCUUAUGCGGGAGGACGUGGCGGAGGGCCUGACUUUGGGAGCCGGGGUCGGUCGGCCUCUGAGGUCAUCUGUGAAAAUGGUUCGCUAUUCACUUGACCCGGAGAACCCCACGAAAUCAUGCAAAUCAAGAGGUUCCAAUCUUCGUGUUCACUUUAAGAACACUCGUGAAACUGCUCAGGCCAUCAAGGGUAUGCAUAUACGAAAAGCCACGAAGUAUCUGAAAGACGUCACUUUACAGAAACAGUGUGUACCAUUCCGACGUUACAAUGGUGGAGUUGGCAGGUGUGCGCAGGCCAAGCAGUGGGGCUGGACACAAGGUCGGUGGCCCAAAAAGAGUGCUGAAUUUUUGCUGCACAUGCUUAAAAACGCAGAGAGUAAUGCUGAACUUAAGGGUUUAGAUGUAGAUUCUCUGGUCAUUGAGCAUAUCCAAGUGAACAAAGCACCUAAGAUGCGCCGCCGGACCUACAGAGCUCAUGGUCGGAUUAACCCAUACAUGAGCUCUCCCUGCCACAUUGAGAUGAUCCUUACAGAAAAGGAACAGAUUGUUCCUAAACCAGAAGAGGAGGUUGCCCAGAAGAAAAAGAUAUCCCAGAAGAAACUGAAGAAACAAAAACUUAUGGCACGGGAGUAAAUUCAGUAUUAAAAUAAAUGUAAUUAAAAGGAAAAGAA